Physcomitrium patens is the source of this 1020-nucleotide messenger RNA. RefSeq lists its product as uncharacterized. The record is from RefSeq and is a predicted model, not a curated record. NCBI's taxonomy places the organism in Eukaryota, Viridiplantae, Streptophyta, Bryopsida, Funariales, Funariaceae.
GAGGGCUGCGCUGAACCGAGAGGCGAUCUGAGGAUGGUUUGGACCAGGAACAAUGCCGCCUUUUUCUAGCCUUGGCCACGCACAAGCAGGUCGCAUGGCCCAUCGCCACACUGCGUCAACUUCACUCUGACGGGUCGCUGCACCUCACCGAACUGCAUUUGAGGCUCUGACAGGUGCGCGCGCGAAACCCUUUAGUAACGAAAAUCGCUGUCGAAUGCGCGGCUAUCUGGGGGCUGGGCCUCGAGCAGUUGGGGGCGUUGACUUCCGGGCGCCGAGUGUCAGAUAUUCAUUGUCACCAAACGUGGAGGCCUUGGAUUGGUUUCCGCGAAAUGGACCCCGGAUGAGCGCGUCAGCCACCGCGGUGCCGUGUUUUUCUCUCCACCUGCCUUCCACCGCCGCACCGGCCCCGCUGCAUUGCGAAGCUGCUCGAUGGUCCCCUGCAUCCGAGCGUGCCCAAACCCUUGCGGCCAUGGCGUUUGGGUGUGCGCGUGCGGCUUCGUGUCAUGCCGUUUGUUUGCUGCUGGAGCUGUGCUGCCUGGGCCUGCGGUGCCCGAGUAUGCAGCGCGGCUGGAGGGUGCAACGCCCACGGCAUGAACUAGCGAAGAGACUUACUUACAGCGGUAUAUUUGCUCGUGCUGCUGGGCUUCCGUGGCGAGUGUGGUGCAGCUGGAGUGUGCGACACCAACGCUGUCGGGCGCUGAUUCCCUCAAUCCAACCUGUGGGCAUCUGGGGGAGCUGGUCCACCUACACCCAGCAGGCAAUACUGCGAUGUGGGGAACAAGGGCACGUACAACUUGCUGAGGUCGUCGUUAGUCCCUGCACAAAUACUGCGCAAUUGUGUGCUGCUGUAGGAGAAACGUUGGCGCAGGUACAUGAAUGGCUUCAAGAGCAGACGAAAUUUGUUCUCUCGCCCACCAUGGUCAUGAGUUGAAUGAAAUUGUUCGUAUUUACAGCGACUUUCUCCUACAAAAUUUUUGUGAUUGUUUGAAGUUAAAAUCUAAGCUUCGUUGCAUUCAACAA